AUGGGUGCCCUCAAGUAUGUGGAAGAACUUCAGAAGAAGAAGCAGUCCGAUGUGAUGCGCUUCCUCCUGCGCGUCCGAUGCUGGGAGUUUGUCGAAACAACAAUCCGACGAGGACCAUGGCCGGAGAGGAAUUCGCUUGAUCUGUGUCUUUUUGCUCUUUUCGAUUUCUGUGGCACACACACGAAAUCUGCACCUGUUGUCGUUGAUUUUGCACUUCGUCAACUCAAUGUCAUCCACCGUGCUUCCCGACCAUCUCGUCCGGACAAGGCCCGCCGCCUCGGAUACAAGGCUAAGCAGGGCUACGUUAUCUACCGCAUCCGCGUAAGACGUGGUGGCCGCAAGCGCACUGCCCGCAAGGGUGCUACUUACGGCAAACCCACCAACCAGGGUGUCAACCAGCUCAAGUACCAGCGAUCCCUCAAGUCCACCGCUGAAGAGCGUGUUGGCAAGCGAUGUGCCAAUUUGCGCGUCCUCAACUCCUACUGGAUCAACCAAGAUUCCACCUACAAAUACUACGAAAUCAUCCUCGUCGACCCCCAGCACAAGGCCAUCCGCAAGGAUCCUCGCAUCAACUGGAUCGUCAACCCUGUCCACAAGCACCGCGAAUCCCGUGGUCUCACUGCUACCGGCAAGAAGUCUCGUGGCCUCAGCAAGGGUCACGGUUACAACAAGACCACCGCCGGCAGACGGAAGACCUGGAAACGACUCAACACCCAGAAAUUCUGGAGAUACCGUUAAAUGUAAUGAAUGGUUUGGGCUUUGCGGGAUUUCAGUUUUGUUGUCAUGUUUUACCAAAAUUCUUCUACCACCUUAUUUCCCCAAGCAUGCGCAACUACUCUCGUCGUGUUGAUCUAUGCAUGCCAUAGCAAGAAAUGAUAUAAUACCUGGCUAUGAAA
Messenger RNA from Microsporum canis CBS 113480, 896 nucleotides. Its product is annotated as 60S ribosomal protein L15. Gene Ontology annotation, molecular function: structural constituent of ribosome; RNA binding. The record is from RefSeq and is a predicted model, not a curated record. Bases 1 to 738 code for a protein of 245 amino acids. Gene Ontology annotation, cellular component: cytosolic large ribosomal subunit; ribosome. Gene Ontology annotation, biological process: cytoplasmic translation. Lineage: Eukaryota; Fungi; Ascomycota; Eurotiomycetes; Onygenales; Arthrodermataceae. The transcript is spliced from 5 exons.